This is a messenger RNA of Aspergillus niger, 516 nucleotides long. RefSeq lists its product as uncharacterized. The coding region runs from base 1 to 516 and encodes 171 amino acids. NCBI's taxonomy places the organism in Eukaryota, Fungi, Ascomycota, Eurotiomycetes, Eurotiales, Aspergillaceae. The transcript has a single exon. The record is from RefSeq and is a predicted model, not a curated record.
AUGACUGGUCGAGGCAGGCCUGCUCACCCGCCUGGUGGCUGCCUCCCCGUCGGACAGCUGGCCCCUCUCCUCAGGGGUAGAAGGGAAGUCCAGACCAGACUCCAGUGUCAUAAAUUUUUUUUUUCUCGCAGUAGGCGCCGGCUGACGGUUGCAUCAGCAGCAUUGACUGGACGUGCUAGACUGCUACAGCAUAGCAGGGAACAGACGGCGACUCGCCAGUGGACCACAGCUUCACGUCGUGGGUCUUACUGGAAGAGCGUGUCAUCAGGCCCAAAGUCAGUGUACCAGCAGGAAGGUAGAGAGAGAAAAAAGCAUCGUCUAGUCCUCGUCUAUUGCAGAUAUCGUAUCCAAGGCUGUUCCACCCUGGUUCACGCGGUUGCACCGAAAACACACACACACUCCAGCCUCUUCACCACAGCCAGCCAGACUGAAGAUCAAUCUGACGGCUUCCUCCCUGAUAGUUUCCAGCAGGAGAUCCAGUCCGAAAUCAAAACUAUUUAUCGACAGAUUAUGUAA